AUGACCACACCACUGAAGGAUGCAAUGGACACCUUGAUCAGGAUUUUCCAUCACUACUCUGGCAAAGAAGGAGACAGAUAAAAGCUCAGUAAAGGAGAACUCAAGAAGCUUCUCACCAGUGAGCUCACUGACUUCAUUCCAAGCCAAAAAGACCCACUUCUGGUUGAUAAAAUUAUGAAAGGCCCGGAUUCCAAUAAUGACAAUUAACUGGAUUUUAAUGAAUUUGUCAUUCUGGUUGCUGCUUUGAUUAUGGCAUGUAAUGAUUUCUUUGAAGAACAGCUAAAGAAAGAGGGAUUUUAA
Myiozetetes cayanensis is the source of this 300-nucleotide messenger RNA. RefSeq names its product S100 calcium binding protein Z (gene S100Z). Lineage: Eukaryota; Metazoa; Chordata; Aves; Passeriformes; Tyrannidae. Gene Ontology annotation, cellular component: cytoplasm. The record is from RefSeq and is a predicted model, not a curated record. The transcript has 2 exons.